Molecule: messenger RNA, 3510 nt
Organism: Ascoidea rubescens DSM 1968
Lineage: Eukaryota; Fungi; Ascomycota; Saccharomycetes; Ascoideales; Ascoideaceae
Exons: 2
Coding region: 1-3510 (1169 amino acids)
Biological process (GO): transmembrane transport
Source: RefSeq, a predicted model, not a curated record
AUGGACCAGAUACAUGACGAUAAAGAGAGUGCCACCAUUGUCAAUUCCUAUGAGUGUUACAAAAACAAUAAUGAUAUCUCUGACCAGCUACUAGAAAUACAGUCUCCCAAAAUUCAAGCCUAUUUUGAUACAAAUGAUUCGAACUAUUUAUAUCUUCGACUCAAUUCCUACAUAAAUCAAAAUUACUCCAAUUUCACUAAUUCUUCAUAUUAUCUAAAUAAAAAAAGAAAAAGAGAUAUAAAUAGUCGAUCUGGUAAUAACGUUGACAGUAAUGAUUAUUCAUUUGAUGAUGACGAUGAUGAUGAUACAAAUGAUAUUGAUAGUCGUAACUAUUCAGCCUUUUAUCUUGAUAACUAUGAUAACUAUUUAUCAUCAUCAAAUGAUUCUCUCAUUACUGACAUAAACUAUAACACAAAUAAAUAUACAACUUUACAUGUAACAAUAGAAUUCAUGUCUGGUGAAAUAUUAGAAAGAUAUCUAAGAUUUUGUAAUCUAUUAUCUUUAUCAGAUCAAAAUUAUUCUUAUUUAAUUUAUAAUAAUAACUCGAAUUCAAACUUUCAAAAAAAAAAAAAAAAUUACUUUAGUCCUAAUAAUGUGACCACUUCCAACCUCAAUUUAUAUAACCAAAUCACUGAAAACGACGAGGAUUAUGAUGAUCAAUAUAAUAAAAAUAUCAAAAAAUUUUUUCCUCCCUUUUAUGAAUCUCAAACUAUUACCCCCAAUUUCACUGCUUUAACUCACAAAAAUUUCACUUUUUCAAACGUUUGUCCUCUAAAUUCUUCUAAUCGUUUUGUAAUAAAUUAUUUAGAAGACUUGUCUUCUUUUAGCAAAAUUGGCUCAUAUUCAAUUAGGUUAUCAACUCUAAGUAACGAUAAAACCUCUAAAAUUUUGGGCUGUUCAAAAACAAUCGUUACCCCAGUUUUACCAACUUAUAUCACCCAUUCAAUUACAAUCAUUACAAUAAUCUUACUAUUAUUAAUUAUUUUUUUCAACUAUUUCACUCUCUUUCUAUCUCCAUAUCAAGAGUCUUCAAACCCUUUCUUACUACUACCUUCUACCAUUUGUAAUGAGUCUCUACUAAUCCAACUAGCUCCAAUGUUUUCAGAUUUAUUAAAUUAUUACCAAUUCAUCUACUUCAAUGGCGCCUUAAGCUUAGACUACCCAGGCUUUUAUCAACCUUUACUACUAUCUUUAAAUUGGUGUGUAUUAUCCUUUUAUAACUUUUUCACAAAUACCUAUACUAGCGAUUAUUAUAAAAAUGAUAACAUUUAUUUAAACUCUUCCAAUUUUAAUAUUCUAUUAAAUCCCUUUACUAUUAAUGAUCAAUGGAAAAAUUUCAUUCUCUUUCUAGUAGGCCUAAUUUUAGCUUUUUUUGCAAUUUAUCAAUUCUUAAUUCUAUUGCUAAGAUUAUUCAGAACAAAGAACAUUGAUGAUUACACUAUAAAACCUAAAAAAAGAUUUCUUUUUUUUAAAAAAACUCACAAAAAGACUCAAAGUAGAGAAUCUUUCAUGAAAAAACAUAAUAAAAGAUCUUCAAUAAACUCUCAGAAUACCACUCAAAGUGAACUAUUUACUCAAGAAUCUUUAUCAAAAUUUUGGUUCAAAAAUAUUUAUUUAGGUCUAGGUGUUGGCUUUAGAAUGUUUUUCAUUUAUUUUGCCUCUCCCUUUUUAAUACUUAGUUUAUACCAAUUCUAUAAUUAUAUUGAUGUUAAAUUAAAUUAUUAUGAUUUUCCCCGUCCCAGUCACCUAAAUCCUCCAAACUCUUUGGCUUUGAGUCUUGUUGGUUUCAUAAUGGUAAUUCUUUGGCUUUUCAUCAUUAUCUAUUUUAAUUCAAAAUAUAUUCUAUACAAAAAAAACUAUUAUCAAAGAAAAAUUUACUCUUCUUUAAGAAUUAUCUUAAUUUAUGGCUUAAUUUAUAAUUCAUAUAAGCCUAACAAAUUAUAUUUUGUUCCUUUUCAAUCCCUUUUAUAUUUUUCUAAAUCUUUGGUUAUCGCUGUUAUUCAAAAAUCUGGGUUGGCUCAAAUUGUACUAUUGGCUCUAUUGGAGAUCCUAGAUUUAUUUUCAAUCUUAAUCAUCCAACCAAAUUAUGCUAAAACUGGUAAAAACAAAAAUUCUAUUCUAAUGAGUAUUUUCAAAAUUGUUGUUCUUUGUUUUAAUGUGGCAUUUUUAAGUCAAUUAGAUAUUUCUGAAAGAAUCAAAUCUUAUAUUGCCUUCACUCAGUUAGUCUUGCAUGCUUUGUUAAUCUUAAUAACAUUUGCAAGAGCAAUUUUUUGUUUCGUCAAAGUAUUGAGCUCAAUGCGUAAACAGAGGAAAGGCAUAUUAUAUGUUGGAAAUGAUGAUCAAAAUAAAGAUAUCAAUUACACAAAUAGCGAUUCUUACAUAUCCAAUAGAAUAAGCAGAAGUAUUGAUAUUGAAGAAAAAGCAUUAAAUAAUACCUCUCAUCAGGGAAGUGUAUUGUUUAGAAAUAGCAGCUCCAUGCUAAAUGAAUUGUAUCCGACUUACAAUGGAGCAAAUAACUCAUCAUUUUUUAGAACCCCUCAUACUUCAACUUCAUUUUACCAUACCACAUCAACUCCAACCCCGUUGAUGGAAAAUACCAAUAGUUCUGGUAUUAACUCUAUUGUAAAUUUGGAUCCUUUGCUGCCUCAGAGUAAACAUACAUCUUAUGAUUUAUUAUUAGCCCCUAGUCAACGAAGAACAGAUAUUGAUUAUUCAGUUAGAGAGGCUGAUCUAUAUAAAUAUAAAGGAAGAGUAUUAGAUCCUGACCCAGAUGUUAAAAAAUUAUGGGAGUCUAGAGAUAAUAAUAAUAAUGAUAAAUUAACCAAUCCUCUUGACGUUAAGCCAGAAAGUUCUUCAAAAAAUAAAAAGAAAUACCAACCUAAGAUUUUUACAAAAAUGUUGAAUAGGUUGAAAAUUUCUUCAAAGAAAGAUCAGAUUUCCGCAACAGGGACAAGUGGUUUUCAGGUUAUGAGACCUCAUCAAUUAGUAGUUCAAAAAGAGGCUGGCAAUAAUAUAAAACGCGAAAAUCGGAAAAAGACACAUUCUGAAAAUACUGUGGUUACACCAAAAUCACCCACUACGUUUUUUAUGGACUAUAUUAAUUCUAACGCAAAUAAAUCAAAUGAUCAAUCAUUAAAAAUUCCCGAAACAAACAUGAUUCAAUCUCAUUCAAAAAAUAUAAGUAAAAGAACCAUCCUGGAAGAAGAGUUGACAGAAGUUAGCAGUAUUGAUCCUAAAAAGUACAAAGAAAAUAUUCAGUUGUCACCCAUGGCCAAAAGCAAUAGCACACCCAAUUGCAAUAGCUUGGAUAUUUUAAACAGCGAUAGAAUGGAACAUCAGAAAGCAAACAAAAAUAAUGAACCAUUACAUAAUGAUUAUUGUGAUGAUUUGUUUAAUUUUGAAAAUAAACAAUCUUACGAAGGUGAUGUAAAUCGUAAAGUUUAUCAAUUUAACAAUCCGAAUUUUUUAGAUAAUGCAACUACAACCGAAAAUCUUUCAAACAAAAAAUAA